CGCGGCCCCGGCGCGGAUGCUCCUGCAACAGGCGCCGUGCUCGCUGAGCAGCGGGCGGCCCCCCGCCGGCACCAUGCACACCCUCCAGAAGGAUACCACGUUCACCAAGAUCUUCGUCGGGGGGCUGCCCUACCACACCACUGACUCCUCCUUAAGGAAGUACUUCGAGGGCUUCGGGGACAUCGAGGAGGCUGUGGUCAUCACCGACCGCCAGACGGGCAAAUCCCGGGGCUAUGGCUUUGUUACAAUGGCAGACCGGGCUGCAGCAGAGAGAGCUUGUAAAGACCCCAACCCCAUCAUAGAUGGCCGGAAAGCAAAUGUUAAUUUGGCGUACCUGGGAGCCAAGCCAAGGAGUAUUCACACCGGUUUUACAGUUGGUGUUCAGCAGUUGCACCCUGCUUUUAUCCAGAGGUCUUAUGGGCUCACCCCACACUAUAUUUACCCGCAAGCGAUUGUCCAGCCCAGCGUGGUGAUCCCCGCUCCUGUCCAGUCGAUUGCGUCCCCGUACAUAGACUACGCUACAGCAAGCCAGGCCUAUACCCAGUAUACCACAGCUGCCUAUGACCAGUACCCUUACGCCUCCUCUCCUGCUGCUGGUUUCGUGGGAUACGGCUACACCAGCGCUGUGCAGGCUCCACUCGCUGCCACCAACCCAGCCGCCACCACCACCUUUGUGCAGUAUCAGCCCCCACAGCUGCAGCCUGACCGGAUGCAGUGAGGAGACCUGAGGAAGGACAGUCUGACCUCUGGAGGAUACAGCCAGACGCUCCAAUAGUGAUGAUACAAAAUAAAACCAAAACACAAAAAAACCAGCAAAAAACAUAACAAACAAACAAAAAAACCAACCUACCAGAAAAUAGACAAAUACCCCACCAGAAAAACUUUUUAGGUGCAUAUGAAUACCUAAGCUAUUUAUAUAGUAUUAAGGGUAGGCAAAAACCCUUUCAAAUCUUUACUUUGUUCAUGGAAGAAGAGAGAGUUCUGGUUUUUUUUUUUUUUUUUUUUUGUUAAUCAGCACAAGUGAUGUCUUGAUGAUGGCCUAAUAAUGAUGGGAAAAUCUAAUUGAAAACCAUACAAUUACUUGCACAAUUUCGUGGUCUGCUUCCAAUAUGUCUCAUCUUCCAACAUCUUUCUUCUCUCUUCCUUCCCACCACUCCUGACAUGUCCACGUGCAAGCCUGCUCUUUACCAUGAGGUACAAAAAGAUACUUGGCCAAACAAUGCAACAAUCUUCUCUCUUCCCCGCCCCCCUUUCUGGUUGUACAAAAACUUUGUAAUAAUACUCAGAUGCCUUACUGAAAAAAAAAAAGAACUAUUUUUUGAAUAUUUAUUGCGAUUUUAUUCGCAUGAGCUGUGAAUUGCAGACAGAAGGUUGGUAAUAAGUAUCUGCCUGGUUUAAUUCUCAUUUACUAAAUUAUUGUAUGUAGGUAAGUUUCUAAGAAAAUGACUGAAUCAUUUCAACAUACAAAAGGGAAUAUUGUCCUCAGUGGAAAGUAAAAUAUUCCUACAGUCAACAAUGCACUGUAAUAUUUUUCUUAUUUUAAUUGUUACACUGUUCAGAUCUCAAAAUUUAAGUAUGUUUUUUAAAUGGGAAAAAAAUGCUACUUGCUCCUCCCUUAUCACCCCAGGAAUACAGAACAUAUUGUAUACUUUAGAAGCUCUCUUGUUAUUGCUGCAACCUAUGGAGAGAAAAUGAUGACAGUAUUUAUGUAAAAUAAAGGAAGUCUGCAGGAUGGGAGCCAGCAGAACCAGGGAGAAUGCCAGGAACUGAUCAAUGGUGUUAACCUAUCGGAACAAAAGGAAAAAGGACAUUUUAUGCCUGUGGUACGACAGCUGUCUAAAUAAAGAAAACAGUCUAUAUAAGUUAAGUGGAUUUUUACCAAGAAAGCAAUAAACUGUUUAAGAUUGUUCUUC
Messenger RNA from Vombatus ursinus (common wombat), 1913 nucleotides. RefSeq names its product RNA binding motif protein 38 (gene RBM38). Lineage: Eukaryota; Metazoa; Chordata; Mammalia; Diprotodontia; Vombatidae. The transcript is spliced from 4 exons. The record is from RefSeq and is a predicted model, not a curated record. Gene Ontology annotation, cellular component: cytosol. Gene Ontology annotation, molecular function: RNA binding. Bases 17 to 718 code for a protein of 233 amino acids.